AUGCGCGAAAGCGUGCUCCGGGGCGCGAACAACGCCUCCAUCGACCGCGAAAGACCACCGUCCGACCACCAGAUGGCGACUGCAAGCACGCAAAAUCACCCCUGCGCCGUCUCACCAAGACUUGAUGUCGAGUCGAAGCUUUAUAUGCGCCGCCAUGGCCGCGCCUUGGCUCCUGUUGAUCGUGCAUCGGUGCAACUAUUACUCCCAAUUAACAUGGGUCUCCUGGCAAUCCCCGAGCUGAACACCCGUCUGGGUACUUUUCGUGCCUAUCAUCUGGCAGACAUUGUCUUCAUCUCAUCAUUCCUCUCGGCCUAUGACUCGGGAAUUGCAGGCGGUAUCUUGACCUACAAGUCCUUCCAGAAUGACUUUGGCUUCACCGCAGCGCAAAAGUCGAAGGUCUCGUCGCUCACAGUCGGGCUUGAGCAGCUAGGCUCCUUCGUUGCCGCUAUGUUCUUCUACCCGUUGACCAACAAGUAUGGGCGUAAAGUUUGUAUUGUGGGCUCGACGGCUCUCUUCGUCAUUGGUGUGAUCAUCCAAGUCAUCAAUAUACACCCGUUGGCAGCCUGGUACGUCGGCCGUAUCGUAUCGGGUCUGAGUAUGGGUGGCCAGAGUGUGGUGAUCCCCAUGUAUUCGGCAGAGAUGACCCCCAAGGAUAUUCGCGGUCGAUGUGGUUCGUUUUAUCAGUGGUUGUACGCCUGGGGUGUCUUCCUCGCAUACGGGGUCGACUAUAAUUGUACCGAUGAUUCCUGGAAUUCCAUCAUUUGGAUUCGUGGUGGCGAUGGUCCGAAAACCCGCGAUGAGUUCACUGAAACGCAGCUGGGUCUCCAAGCUGAAAAAUCUGAACGAGAAACCUUCUCUUACCGCGAGUUGCUUGAACCGGCCAACCGUCUUCGUUUCAUUAUCGGUCCUGUCCUUUUCAUUUUCCAGAAUGCCACUGGAAGUAGUGCUUUGGCUGUGUUUGCGCCACAGUAUUUCAAGUUGAUUGCUGGAAGUGAUUCCAACCGCAAUAUGCUGCUCACUGGAUUAUUGGUGCUGUCAAGUGGCUCGGAGCUGAUGGCCAUUUGCAUGCUGAUUACUACACUGAUUGUGGACUACAUCCCAACCCAGUCCUCCACUAAUGUCACUGCUGCUGGAAGGGCAACUGUCACAAUGAUCUAUCUCGAUAUUAUGAUCUACAACUGCGCUAAUACGUUCCUAAUUUUCAUGGGCUUUGAUGUCUUGGCUACUGUCUUUUGUUGGUUCUUCGUCAAGGAAACUCGUGGGAAGAACCUUGAAGUUGCCGCUGGAACUGAGUGGGAAGCAGCUGAGCGCAGCUCAUCUGAUGAUGCGAUUGUGAGAUGGGGUCAUCGUUCAGAGCUGCUGGUGGCGUGA
Penicillium argentinense is the source of this 1371-nucleotide messenger RNA. RefSeq lists its product as uncharacterized. The coding region runs from base 1 to 1371 and encodes 456 amino acids. The record is from RefSeq and is a predicted model, not a curated record. NCBI's taxonomy places the organism in Eukaryota, Fungi, Ascomycota, Eurotiomycetes, Eurotiales, Aspergillaceae. Gene Ontology annotation, cellular component: membrane. The transcript is spliced from 8 exons. Gene Ontology annotation, biological process: transmembrane transport; carbohydrate transport. Gene Ontology annotation, molecular function: carbohydrate:proton symporter activity.